Molecule: messenger RNA, 1563 nt
Organism: Daktulosphaira vitifoliae (grape phylloxera)
Lineage: Eukaryota; Metazoa; Arthropoda; Insecta; Hemiptera; Phylloxeridae
Product: peptidyl-prolyl cis-trans isomerase D-like
Exons: 9
Coding region: 323-1441 (372 amino acids)
Biological process (GO): protein peptidyl-prolyl isomerization
Molecular function (GO): protein binding; peptidyl-prolyl cis-trans isomerase activity
Source: RefSeq, a predicted model, not a curated record
UCUAGUAAAUGUUGACUGCUUCUAAGGAAUAAGUUAUAUCAUUUGAGUUAGUGAAUAAGAUAAAGAUAUGUAAAUUGAUGCCGGACGCCGAAUAGCAAUAUGGAUACAUAGACAUAAAAUAUGUUCAUAUGUGUAAAAAAAACUAGUGUUUGCUUUUUAUUUUACUACUAAAUAAAGAUUUCAAAUUAUGUAUAAUCUUCUAAGUUUUGACACGUAACAUUCUCGAUUGUAUAACUUUUGUAACAAUGACAAUGUGAUUGACCAUGAAAGAGUUUAGGUGAUAGUAGUGUAAGUACAUUAUUGAAUAUUUUAUCAUGCAAUCAUGAACAUUGACGAUAAUAUUGCUUCUCAAAAUUCUAUUGUCUUUUUAGACAUUGAAAUUGAAGGUGAAAAAAUUGGAAGAGUUGUCAUUGAACUAUUUGAUGACAUAGUUCCUAAAACUGCCAAGAACUUUAAAGCAUUAUGUACAGGAGAAAAUGGAAUAGGACAAUCUGGAAAACCAUUGCAUUUUAAAGGAUCAACAUUUCAUAGAGCCAUUCCAGAGUUUAUGAUUCAAGGAGGUGAUAUAACUGCUGGUGAUGGAUCUGGAGGUGAAAGCAUUUAUAACUUAUAUUUUGAAGAUGAAAACUUUAAAAUUCUACAUAAUGAACCUGGAAUUAUGAGCAUGGCUAAUACUGGUAAACCAAAUACAAACAACUCGCAGUUCUUUAUAACACUUGCUCCCUGUCCUCAUUUAGAUGGAAGAAAUGUAGCUUUUGGGCGAGUAAUUAAAGGAUUCUGUGUAGUUCAAGCAAUUUCAACUACAGUUACAAAAAAUGAUAUUCCCAUUAAUCCAUGUGUAAUUGUAAAUUGUGGUGAAUUAUCAAAUGAUAGCAAUACUUGGGAUAUAAAUGAAAAUGAUAGGACUUGUGAUAUUUUCCCUCCAUUUCCAGAUGAUUGGACAUUUCAUCCUAAGGAACUCGAUGUAAAUCAAUUUUCCGAAGUAAUUACAAAAAUCAAAGAUUCUGGUAAUCAAUAUUUUAAUUAUAAAAAUUAUGCAGAUGCAAAGAGAAAAUAUGAAAAAGUAUUACGUUAUUUUAACUGGUAUGAAAAUUGUCAUAAACAUAUUGAAGAUGAUUAUAACCUAUUAAAAAAGAUUAAAAUUAGCACUUUAUUAAAUUUGUCAACAGUUCAUUGGAAAAAAUAUAAUUAUAAAAACUCCAUAAUGUACUCAAAGCAGGUUUUAAAUCUUGAAUCUGGUAAUGUCAAAGCUCUUUUUCGUAUUGGUCAAGCUUAUGGAGCACUUAAUCAUUAUUCAUCUGCAAUAAAAUAUUUUAAACGAGCUUUAGAACUAGUUCCACAUAACAAAAAAAUUUUAGCAGAAUUAAUGAAAAUUGAAAAAGCACAAAAGCAAUACUUGGUUAUUGAAAAAAAAAUAUAUGCAAAAAUGUUCUCUUCAUAAAAAUGUAUUCAUAACAGUUGAUAAGUUGUAUAUAAAAUUUAAAUUAUCUCAUUAUUAGUUCAAAUAGUAGUAUUAGUACUUACCAUUUUUUAAGUAAAAAAUUUAUUUAUUUUGUUGCAUAA